Chaetomium fimeti is the source of this 4229-nucleotide messenger RNA. RefSeq names its product RNA dependent RNA polymerase-domain-containing protein. Gene Ontology annotation, cellular component: nuclear RNA-directed RNA polymerase complex. Gene Ontology annotation, biological process: siRNA processing. The record is from RefSeq and is a predicted model, not a curated record. NCBI's taxonomy places the organism in Eukaryota, Fungi, Ascomycota, Sordariomycetes, Sordariales, Chaetomiaceae. Bases 193 to 3969 code for a protein of 1258 amino acids. Gene Ontology annotation, molecular function: RNA-directed RNA polymerase activity. The transcript is spliced from 4 exons.
UCAAUACCUAGACAGAAACAAUCUACCAGCCCCCACCGUAUUUCCCUGUUACCUGCCCGGCUUCUUCCCCGCAGCGCUCCCUCUCAGGCUGGGUUUCACCUUGUCGUCUCGGCCCUCCGAACCAUCCUGAGCGUAAGUCCCCGCGACGCAACAUCCACCGUCGACGUCGUUCUUAAACAAUCGACAACCACGAUGGAGGUGUUCCUACGAGAGCUACCGCUUCAUCUAGCGAGUAGUGCUCUCCAAGAACAGCUCAAGCAAUUCAUGGUCCCUCUCAAUAUCACGGACUACCUAGUCGAAAAGCAGAGGAACAAGCCGACGGGGAACAUCACAUUUCUCCGCGAAGCCGAUGGCAAGGCAUUUCUCCAGCGUCAUGGAGAGGAACUGAUACCCCAACCCCGUGUGCAUUCCUCUCGCCAGCGCCACAGCCGACACCCGCCCUCCCGAUCACGUCUCUCGCUUAUGGGUAAGAGAGUGUUCUGCAGGCUCAGUGAUAGGAAGCCUCAUGAAUACACUCUGAAAACCAUCAAGCAUGAGGCUAGCCUUCGCAGCCACAGCGAAGCGACUGCAGAACCGCCAACCAAAACACUCGAAGCCACCGAGCUAAACUGUGGCUACCACACGCUGAACGAUGGGAAGUUGACAUUCACCGCCGAAUGGACGGCCGCUGAGCGUUGCCUCGUCAAGUUUGCCAAACGGACCCUCACCAUCACCAUGACAAGGCGGAAAGUCCAGCUUCGCAUCCCGUUCCAAAGCAUCAUCGACCUCGUCUGGUGGCACAAUGGUAGCGUCGCUGUGACGCUCUCUUGGGCACCCACUAUCCUGAUUUCGCAAAGCCCAGAAGACGAUCUGGCCGCCGCAAUCUCGUUAUUCAGCUUUAGCCCAGGGGGCUCUCAGAAGAAGGCCGACCAGAGCCAAAGGCUCCAGGCCAUCGACAAGGAUCAUCUCCCCAUCUCUCCUUUCUGCCUGGUCUAUCGUUUCCAGGUGCCCAACGCCAUCACCAGACACACCAACAGCGACUUCCAAAGUGAGAUGUUCAGGCUCACGCGCCAACAGCUGUUUCAUGUAACCCGCGACGAGUUUUCCUUCAAGCACGCAAUUGCCGUGCGGUUCAGCGACGCGGCGGCGAACCUCCGAGGACUGCUCGCUCAGUACACUAGCACCGGCUCGUUGCCUUUUGGGCUUCUGUUCCUUCUUCAAGCAUUGAUGGCAAACGGCUAUCUUCACCCCACUACCAUCUCUGCCCUAGCCCAAAGGCUAGCACAGCGCUUCAGAGAAGCCAGGGGGGUCGGGGAUACCAAGCCGCCAGUCUCGGUCGACGCCUUCAAAAAGCUAUUCGACUGGAUCGACUACCCCAUGGUUCAUGGGGAAUCAGCCAUGUUUGAAGUUGACGGCAUCAUGGAGUAUUUGGAAAAGGCCGAGAUUCUCAUUCGCGAGAGCUCUGCACUGCGAUUGAGAAUGGCUGCCGGCGAGGAGAUGCAAAACAGGGCUCUCAUAUUCAGAGCCGUCGUGACCCCCACGCGCAUCACGCUGCACGGCCCAGAGCCCGAGCCCAUGAACCGUGUCCUUCGAAAAUACCCAGACCACUCGUACUUCAUCAGAACGCAGUUUUGCGACGAGAACGGCCAAGAUCUCUUCUUCAACGCCAAGGUAUCCCUCGAUUCCAUCUACGACCGGUUCAAGUCCGUCUUAUCCAAUGGUAUCCAGGUGGCUGGUAGGGUCUAUAAGCUCUUGGGCUUUUCCCACUCGUCACUUCGUGCUCACUCAGCAUGGCUGUCUGCGUCCUUCGUUCACCAAGGGCAAGUGCAAAUCCCUGACCUCAUCGUUACGGGCCUCGGAGAUUUCAACAAAAUCAAGUCUCCGGCCCGUCGCGCCGCUCGGAUCGGCCAAGCCUUCUCCGAGACCCCCUGGGCUGUUGAUCUCGACGAGCACUUGGUCAAGGUCGAGAGGAUCCCAGACGUCGAGAGGAUCUCAGAGGUCAAGCGGACCAAGGAAGUUUUCAGUGAUGGUGUCGGUACGCUCUCACAGGGUGUUGCUCAGCUGGUUCACGACAUCAUACCCAAAUCCAAAGGCUUCCCAACUUGUUUCCAAAUCCGAUGGGGUGGAGCAAAGGGAAUGUUGGCUGUGGACCCGCGCCUGGACGGGAACAUCAUAUGCAUUCGUCCUUCCAUGGAAAAGUUUGACAGUAACGACAAGCAGCUCGAGAUCUGUGAUAUGGCUUCCAAUCCGAUGCCUAUGGUUUUGAACCGCCAGCUUAUCAAGAUCCUCGAAGACAUGGGGGCGCCUAACAAGUGGUUUCUUGACCUACAAAACAAUGAAUUACAAAGACUGCGUGGGAUUUCUUCCACCGUGUACAACACGGCUAGCUUUCUCAGGUCGCAGAGGAUUGGCGAAAGCAUCCAGCUACACAAAUUCCUCCGUCAAACAGAGGCUAUGGGUCUCGACUACAGGAGAGACAACUUCCUUCGCGGUGCCGUCGAAGCCAUUUUACUUCGGGAACUCCGCCUUCUCAAGCACAAAGCUCGUAUCCCCGUUCGGAACGGCAUGACUCUUUUCGGCAUCAUGGAUGAGACAGGGCUCCUAAAGGAGGGGGAAGUGUACGUGACCUUCGACCCCGAGGAUGACCGCCAUUCUCAGCCCCCCGGCCCCGGACUUGUGCUUGUGACGCGGUCACCGGCGUUGCACCCCGGAGAUGUCCAAACAUUCGUCAACACGAUCCCGCCAGAUGACCAUCCUUUAGUCCAGCUUCGUAAUUGCCUUGUCUUCAGCAUGUGGGGCGAGAGGAGUCCUUCCAAUCAGCUCAGUGGAGGCGACUUGGAUGGUGAUGUCUUCCAUAUCAUCUGGGAUCCCGCCGUGGUCGACGUUGUGACAACCUUUCCGCCCGCUUCUUACCCGCGAGUCGAGCCCCUCGAACUGACCAGACCAGUAACAUCGGCGGACAUGGCUGCUUUCUUUGUCGACUUCAUGAGAACUGACCACCUCGGGGUCAUCGCCACCCGGCACAUGAUUCUUGCAGACCAAAGGGAGGAUGGAACGCUAGACCAAGAUUGUAUCAAACUCGCCGAACUGCACUCUUCAGCCGUCGACUUCUCCAAGUCCGGGCGUGCUGUCGAGCUGUCCCAACUUCCCCGGAGCCCAAAGUGGAGACCAGACUUCCUUGCUCCGGGGCCCCUGAUCACAAUUUAUGACAAGUCAGCCAUUGCUAUGGAAGACUACGUUGCGCCACAGGCCAACGAGGAUGAGGAUGACGACGAUGCAGGCCCACGCCAUCGGUAUUACGGGUCUGACAAAAUAUUGGGACAACUUUACCGCGCUGUCGAUGAACGAAAGAUCUGGACCGAGGAUAUCAGGAUGACCGUCGAAUCCGGAAGAUCGUCCUUCUGGGACGAGUUACUCGCGGCCCUUAGGGUACGAGUGGGUGGUAUCGGUCCUGUGGAAUGGAGACAUAGGUCAGACGAGGCACACGGAAUUCUUCACGCAUACCAAGAUGCCGUUCACGGACUCAUGAUUGACUGCGCAGAUCAGCCGCACCAGCCUCUAAGGGAGCUGGAAGUCUUUGUUGGCUUUAUUCUGAAUAAAAAUGGCAUCCAGACACACCGCCAACGAGACCGUUCCGUCAAGCUGAAGGAUGGAUUUGAGCGGAUCGCAGCGUGGAUCACGCGAGAAAUGCGCAACCCGACUUCUAUGAGCGGCUACACUAGCGAGUUGGACGCACUCGAAUUGUGCCUCGCUUGCCUGAACGUUGGCUGCCAAAAGAAACACAGGCAGAUGCUUCCCGGGCACCGCAGUUCUCCUCAGGACAUCGAGAGCUUCAAGAUUGUAGCGGCCGCAGCAUUGAUGCGCGAACUUGCUACACUCGAGAAAGGCAAGCCUGGUCUCGAGUAUACAUACGGCGGUGGGUAUGUCGGGGUUAGUGGCAGGGUUGGAAGAAACCCUGAUAGGGCGCUGCCUGGCAUUUCGAAGCGGUAAUGACUGAACGGGGUUUUACAUUCCUAUUACUCUUAUCUAACUGGACAAAUGGAACAACUGUAGCUCGAAGUAUGCUCGGUAGUAGAAGUUUCCAUUAUAUUCACUUAGUUCCUUUCAUACUAUAUUACUUUAGCCUAGAAACUACCUAUCUAAGCUAGGUAACCUCUUAUCUUCAACCACUUAUCGGAUAGUACUUUACAUUUCGAUAUACCUAUUUUCUACUAUAUUGUUCAUUCUACACUGCGGACCUUUGCCUAGAG